Messenger RNA from Bufo gargarizans (Asiatic toad), 1836 nucleotides. RefSeq names its product gastrula zinc finger protein XlCGF17.1-like. Gene Ontology annotation, molecular function: DNA-binding transcription repressor activity, RNA polymerase II-specific. The record is from RefSeq and is a predicted model, not a curated record. Bases 162 to 1067 code for a protein of 301 amino acids. The transcript has 2 exons. Lineage: Eukaryota; Metazoa; Chordata; Amphibia; Anura; Bufonidae. Gene Ontology annotation, biological process: negative regulation of transcription by RNA polymerase II.
CCUAUGUGAGGGGUGAUGAGCAGAGUACAGAGGACAUUCCUACAGAUAACCGCCCAGAUGACUGUACCAGGAACUUAGAGAAACAUCUGGUAUCUUCAGAUUUUGAAGUAGAUGAUUGUGGUAUCACACGAGAUACAUUUGAAGUUGAAGAGCAUGCCAAUAUGCAAGAUCUAACCUCAUCCAAUCACAGCAACAAUGCAUCAUUUAAUUCCGGUAACCAGCUCCGAUCUUCUUUUUUAUCGAAGACUGUAACACAGAAUAAAAGUCACAGAAGAGGUGCUAAACAUCAAACAGCUCGCUCAAAAGAGAAGCCAUUUUCAUGUUCAGAAUGUGGGAACAGUUUUCACCAGAAAUCAUAUCUUAUUAUACAUCAGAGAAUUCACACAGGAGAGAAGCCAUUUUCAUGUUCAGAAUGUGGCAAAUGUUUUAAGAUGAAAUCAGAAUUUGUAAUGCAUCAGAGAAAUCACACAGGGGAGAAGCCAUUUUCAUGUUUAGUAUGCGGAAAAUGUUUUAACCGUAAGUCAGAUCUUGUUAUCCAUCAGAGAAUUCACACAGGAGAGAAGCCAUUUUCAUGUUCAGAAUGUGGGAAAUGUUUUAAUCAGAAAUCGGCUCUUGUUGUACAUCAGAGAAUUCACACAGGGGAGAAGCCAUUUUCAUGUUCAGAAUGUGGGAAAUGUUUUAUGCAUAAAUCAGCUCUUGUUGUACAUCAGAGAAUUCACACAGGGGAGAAGCCAUUUUCAUGUUCAGAAUGUGGGAUAUGUUUUAACCGUAAACAAUAUUUUGUUAUACAUCAGAGAAUUCAUACAGGGGAGAAGCCAUUUUCAUGUUCAGAAUGUGGGAAAUGUUUUAAGAGUAAACAAUAUCUUGUUAUGCAUCAGAGAAUUCACACAGGAGAGAAGCCAUUUUCAUGUUCAGAAUGUGGGAAAUGUUUUAAGAUUAAAUCUGAAUGUCUCAUACAUCAAAGAAUUCAUACAGGGGAGAAGCCAUUUUCUUGUUCAGAAUGUGGGAAAUGUGUUAACAGUAAAUCAGGUGUUGAUAUACAUCAGAAAUUUCACACAGGGGAGUAGCUAUUUUCAUGUUCAAAAUGAGGGAAAUGUUUUAACAGUAAAUCAGGUCUUGAUAGACAUCAGAAAAUUCACAGAUUGUUAAUCAUCAAAAACCCCACAUAUAAGAGAAGCCAUCUUUUAUGCUUAGCCCGUUAGUGACCUCCCUUAUUUGUUUUUAUGGUGGUCACUAACUGGCUUUAUCCCUUCAGAUACUCCUUUUUACAGGGAGAUAUAACAGUGCCUUGCUUUCAGUUACUAGAGGUAGCUGAGGGCUUGGAGUGAUGAUUGGGACCGCUGUGGGAGCUCUCUCUUGUAUUGAAUGAAUAUUGGUAAUCAAAGGACAGAUCUAGUUAAAAGUAAAACUAAUUUUUUAAAAAUAUAUAUAUAUAUAUAUAUAUAUAUAUAUAUAUAUAUAUAUAUAUAUCCUCUAAACACAAAUGUCUGGUGUGAGAAAAAAAAAUAAUAUAAAAACAGUAUACCACCCUGUCUGUGAUCUGUAUGGGGACCCUCCAUCCCUGCUGUAAAACUGCAAUUACAGGGGCCUAUAUGUGAAAGUCCCAAAAAAUAGAGCUGGCUUCCCAAAAGAGCUGGGGUCCAGACAUAUGGAAAAAGGGGCGUCAUUCACACUUGUAAAUGGCCAGUUAUUUGCAGUCAAGUGGAAUGACAGAUAGGAUGUAACAUAAUAACAUAGUUUAUAAGGCUUAAAAAAGACAUCUGUCCAUCCAGUUGAGCCUGUUAUCUUGCAAGUUGAUCCAGAGGAAGGCAAAAAAAAAAACUGUGAGGUAGAAGC